AUGGCCGACAACACACAACGUCAACAGGAGCCCCCAAGGCCGCCAUUCUACAAGUCCUCGACCCUGAUACCAUAUCACCUACAAGUUGUUCAAUUCCAUGGUACCACCAUCCGGGAUAGAUCCCCUGGCGAACGAGCAAGAGCGUACCUCGUGCGCAGCUCUCUCAGCCUGAACAAUCGAGUCGUCAACAAGGGCGGCAUUUCGGCACCCGUAGUGCCAACGAUUGACCCCAUCCAGACUCGGCAAGCCACCACCACCACAGAGACCGGCUGCAACACGUCACAUUCCCUGUUGAAGAGGGCCAGACCAUCGAGUCGCCCAGCUACAGCUCAAUCCGGUCACAAACAUCGAAAGACGUCCUCUUCGUUAUCCCAGUCUCUACAGCUCGCGGCUACCAAGGACCCCAGGCUCCAGACAUUCGCAGGCUCCGAGACGAAAAACACAGCGCUCCCUUUGACACUUCACGGUGACGAUUUCACCACAAAUUCGAGGUCGCUAGCCACGAAAGACGCCCCACAGCGCUCUCGUUCCAUCGAGAGAGUCGCCAGCAAAGUCAAAUCGACAGCAAAAAUAACCGUCACCCGGCUGGGCAAGGUCUUCCACCACAAGCGAGCUCGCGGGAAGUCUGUCGGCAGGCUGCGAAAAUGCGAGCCAAGGCUGGAAAGGAUUCCUAUUGCGCUUGAUGACUCUACACUACCUCGACCCAAACCCACUGAACCUACCCUGCAAUGGAUGCGCACGCCUGUGGCGGUGACCAAAGCACAGGAACGUCUGUACCAAAGUACACGACGAUCUUGCUCGGCGUGGGAGGUCGAAAUUCUUGGAACAAUGCUUGAGCGCGCAUUCAAAUACGGUCAUACCGACUUCAGUGAUCUUCGCCCGAUAGGGCGUCUACUCGCACGUUGUACUGGCACACUGUCGUUCAAACUGCAGAAAGUAUGGCCAUCAGGCUGCAGGGUAAUGCAACGGAUGUAUUCUCGCAACGAUGGCCGCGAAGACGACAUGGCUACACUAAUACCUCCCUUGGGGGCUCCCGCUCUCAUUGCACGACCUGACGCAGCAGCCACCGCUAGUGGCUCCACGUCAUGGUUCGUGGUGGACAUUGAAGGUCCUCCGAUGAAAGGCAAACCAGGGCUGAGGAGUCAGAUCAAGCUGGGCAUUGCUGAUGAGGUUAUUGGACACUAUCAAGUCACUAGUAUGGCUCCCGACUUUAGGGUGUGCUGCGUAAGCCGCAAGCAAGUGAGAAGUACGGAGCGCUCUCUUCGACAGAGCGAGAGGCAGCUAGGUGAGGGGAGUGCCCCGACCGAGAGGGUGCAAAGCGUGGUGAUCAGGGUACAGAGUGUGAUCAAGUAUGACAGAGGGAGCGUUGAAACGCUAAACGAUCUGCUGACCGUCCAAGCAACACAAGAUACCUCCACCUUCAAAUCUCCUAUGGCUUCCGACGGCACCGCCGACUCAACAGCACCCAUCCACUGGCUCGACAAAAGCCGCACCCAGCUCUUCCGAGAGCAUCUCGACUGCCCACCCGGCGAGGAAGCUCCUAAGACCAAAGAAGCCACCAUCAUCCUCGUCGCCAGCAUCUUCCACAACGACAACCUCCUCUUAUGCCGCAGGACCAGAGACAACGAGUGGAAAAUCCCCAUGCUAAGUAUUCACCGUAACACCAACUGA
Fulvia fulva is the source of this 1671-nucleotide messenger RNA. RefSeq lists its product as uncharacterized. Lineage: Eukaryota; Fungi; Ascomycota; Dothideomycetes; Mycosphaerellales; Mycosphaerellaceae. The record is from RefSeq and is a predicted model, not a curated record. The transcript is spliced from 2 exons. Bases 1 to 1671 code for a protein of 556 amino acids.